AAUGAGGUCACCAUGCUAUCAUAACAAUAACAAUAGUCAUAGUAUGAAUAGUAAUAACAACGGAACGAUCUUCCGCAACCACUGCAUCUUUAAUGGGAAAUAUAAAAAGUGUGAAAACAAAUAAUAUCAACUGACUUGGUUGGACAACACACACAGGUCCAUGUAGAAUGCAGGAGAAAGAAAUGCCACAAAAAACUUAAAUACUAUAAAUACAUAUUCAUCUGGUAGUCAGACUAUUAAUAAAUGCUUUCUCAAGCAACGUCAAGUAAAACCAGAUAUGAAUAGAUGGACCAUGAACCUUUUUACAUCAGACGUUUCUCAUAGUAGGAAACGCACAGGUUACAUUGUCGAGGGUUUCAGUAAGUGUCGCACAAUGCAGCAUACAUUAAUCUCAAGAUGCAUACAUGUGCAACUAUGUGGUUUCAAAAAUGUUUUGUGUGUUACACAAGUGGAAAAUUGUCAAACGUUGUCCUAGAGUGGGCUGCAGCGUCGAGAUAAAGGACACACGCCCAUCUUGGUCCGUCGUAAGACACGCAUGACAGAUAAGUGAGGCGGUCAAACCAACAGACACCCGGGUUCCCGUCGUACACCGUGCUCUGUGUUCCCCUUUGAAAUGCUGCCGUCUGUCCACUUCCCAUUUGUUGACACACUGCGGCGAGGUUCUCUCCAACCAUUGUGUCCUUCUUAUCGCUCGUGUUUGCCUCUCUCCUCAGGGGUGUGUUCGUGUGCCUCUGCCAUAACCAGUGAUGGCCGAGCAGUCGCCCCCGCAGCACGGAGACCCGCUGCUGAGCAAACUCAACCAAGGGAGCCUCCCCAACGGCAAGGUGGCCUCCAAGGACAGCCUUCGCGCCCGGGGACAGUGGGCGAACAAGGCCGAGUUCCUCCUGGCCGUGGCGGGGCAGAUCAUUGGCCUGGGCAACGUCUGGAGGUUCCCCUACCUCUGCUACAAGAAUGGAGGAGGUGUGUUCUUUAUACCCUACCUGUUGUUCCUGGUGCUGUGCGGCGUCCCCCUAUUCCUCCUGGAGACAUCGCUGGGACAGUACACCAGCCUGGGAGGAGUCAGCGCUUGGAGGACCAUCUGUCCAUUAUUUGGAGGUCUCGGCUAUGCCAGCCAGGUGAUGAUCCUGCACGGCUGCGUGUACUACAUCGUCAUCCUGGCGUGGGCUUUGUUCUACCUGAGCUACAGCUUCCAGGCGGUGCUGCCCUGGUCGCACUGUAACAACACAUGGAACACCGAGGCGUGUGUCCUGUUCGACUGGCACAACCAGGCGGCCAAUGGGAGCAGCGUACCCGCGAACGCCACGUCCCCCGUCGUGGAGUUUUGGGAGCGCGAGGUGCUUCGUCUCUCCAGCAGUUUAGACGAGCUGGGUCCGGUCAGCUGGAAGCUGGCUCUGUGCCUCGCCGCCGUUUGGUUCGUCUGUUACUUCUGCGUCUGGAAGGGCGUGAAGUCCACCGGGAAGGUGGUGUACCUGACAGCCACCUUCCCAUAUGUGAUGCUGUUUGUGCUGCUGGUGCGCGGUGCCACCCUGCCGGGAGCGGCCCAAGGCAUCAUCUACUACCUCAAGCCCGACCCGGCGCGCCUGGCCGACCCGCAGGUAUGGAUGGAUGCGGGUACCCAGAUAUUUUUCUCAUAUGGAAUCGGUUUGGGAAGUCUCACAGCACUCGGCAGUUACAACAAAUACAACAACGACUGCUAUAGGGACUCUUUCCUCCUCUGCCUCCUGAACAGCGCCACCAGUUUCCUGGCGGGUUUCGCCAUCUUCUCCGUGCUGGGCUUCAUGGCCGAAGAGCAGGGCGUGGACAUAGGUGCCGUGGCGCAGUCAGGGCCUGGCCUGGCCUUCAUUGCCUACCCGAGGGCUGUAUCCAUGAUGCCUUUCCCCCAGCUCUGGGCCGUCUGCUUCUUCCUCAUGAUCAUCAUGCUGGGGUUGGACACCCAGUUUGUGAGUCUGGAGGCCCUGAUGACGUCGGUGACUGACCUGUACCCUCACCUGAUCCGCCGAGGCCAGCGCAGAGAGCUGCUGCUGCUGCUCGUCUGUGUGGUCUGCUUCCUGAUGGGGCUGGUCAUGGUCACGCCGGGUGGUCUGUAUGUGUUCCAGAUCUACGACCAUUUCUCCUGCAGUGGAGCCAGCCUGCUGCUUCUCUCCAUCUUCCAGUCCCUCGCCAUCGGAUGGAUCUACGGAGCCGAGCGCUUCAACGGCAACAUCAAGGACAUGACCGGCCACAGCCCGCUGCCCGUCUUCAAGCUGUGCUGGAAAUACUUGACCCCCGCCGUGUGCACCGCCACCUUCGUGUUCUCCCUGGUGAGCUGGUCUCCGUUGAGCCUGGGGAAAGGCCUGGUCGCGCCGGCCUGGGCCACCGCGCUGGGCUGGCUCCUCACCUUGUCCUCCGUCUCGCUGCUUCCUGCCUGGGCCGUCUACGCCCUGGCCAGCACCCCCGGCACCCUGCCGCAGCGCUUCCAACGUCUGUGCAGUCCCGCCAAAGGCCCCUCCCUGGCGCUCCCCUACAGCGUCGCGCUGCCCCUGACCGAGAAGCCGAAGGAGCAGAACACAGACUUCAUCCAGGACCGUAUGACCCGAUGAUCCGUGGGGGGGGGGCAGCUCGCUCAGGGAGGAGGUGCAAGCUCGACUCCUUGAUCCCUCGGUGAGGGGACACAGCUGACCGGUUACAAGAGUUGGCUCACCCUACGACCCUCGGCUUUUUUCUUUUAUGCACUAGUCUCAUCACUGUGCUUGUGGAACAUGUAAUAAAAACCCCUGUAGGUUUCCGAGGCUCAGGGGGGGCGACUAAAUAACUUUUCUUUUUUUUAUUAUUAGGCCGGCAUUAGUGAGCAAUCUGGCCCUCCACUUUACUCUCUGUGAGAGAUCACUGCACGCUCCUCUUUGACUCUUCACUGAAUAGGUUUUGGGUGCCGAUAUCCUCUGAUGACACUCUGACGUGUGUGUGUGUUUGUACACUGAUUUGUCUGGACGUGUGUGUGUGCGCUUUACCAUCUGUGAUCACGGAGCUCGAAUGCUUCCAAACGGGCCGUAGGUUAUUUUACUGCCAAUGCAUUGAGUGCUUAACUUGAUGUCAUGUCAUCGUGGCUUAAAUUACUGAUAUGUUCAGUAACUGUUUUCAUCAGUUAUACUCCUGUAAAAGUCGGCGGGAGGGUUUUUUUGUGUUUUUUUGAGCUUCUUGUCUCAAAUGCACACGUUUUAAGUGCAGUUUCUUGACGAAUUAAAGAAUCAAACUUUUUUUGUACUGUACCAAAAAUAACUAUCAUCUAUCCAGCUGAGUGAAGCGCAAUCGUAGUGUCUGAAUCCGCAAGUACUAGUACAAUGUUGCAAUAUUGCUGCUACUUUGUUGACGAAUCCAACAUUUUUAUUAUUUUUCAUUCUAGACCUGCAACGUUUUAACUGGAAUUGUUUUAAUGAGAAAAAAAUGUCACUCCAACACAACUCUUUAACUGUAACAUGCAGUAGAAGACAAAGAGCACGAGGAUCGGCGCUGUCUGUCUUGGGUGAGCGUUGGAGUUUAACAUGUUUAAAGAUGAAUACAUUUACAGACGUACUGUUCGUCCUCGAACUGGAUGACAUUUUAAUCGGAUUCUCCUCCAAAAUUCAUGUAUAGCCCAUCUGCUUACCUCUGUUUACAGCUGUAUUUAUGUGCCUUUAUUUUAAUCUUUUUUUUCUAUGCAUAAUUUUUCCUUUUUUUUUUUUACAUGAAUAUAUAUUUAUAUUGUAUUGUGAUAAAAGAGUUUCUGUUGAC
Gasterosteus aculeatus aculeatus (three-spined stickleback) is the source of this 3747-nucleotide messenger RNA. NCBI's taxonomy places the organism in Eukaryota, Metazoa, Chordata, Actinopteri, Perciformes, Gasterosteidae. The record is from RefSeq and is a predicted model, not a curated record.